This is a messenger RNA of Ctenocephalides felis (cat flea), 8731 nucleotides long. RefSeq names its product E3 SUMO-protein ligase RanBP2-like. The record is from RefSeq and is a predicted model, not a curated record. The transcript is spliced from 12 exons. NCBI's taxonomy places the organism in Eukaryota, Metazoa, Arthropoda, Insecta, Siphonaptera, Pulicidae. Gene Ontology annotation, molecular function: protein binding; GTPase activator activity. Gene Ontology annotation, cellular component: cytoplasm; nuclear pore. Gene Ontology annotation, biological process: nucleocytoplasmic transport. The coding region runs from base 108 to 8543 and encodes 2811 amino acids.
GUUUGAUUGGUUUUGAGCAAUUUGAAUUAAACUGUAUUAUUUUGAACUAUUGCGAUUAAAUUAAUGUCCCGUAAAAAGAUAAAAAGAUAAGUUAUUUCUAUUUAAACAUGUUCAAGAAUAAGCAGCAGCUGGAUAAUCACGUCCGUUCUAUUCAAUCACAUCUAAAAUCUGAUAAAGACCGUAAUUUGCGUGGUCUGAAUUUUUCACAAUUGUAUUUCAAAAUAGGAGAAUAUGAAAUGUCUAGGCGAUAUAUUUGUGACUACUUGACUGUCAAUGAUAAAUCCUCUGUAGCUUAUAAACAAUUAGGAUUGUGUUUAGACGCUUUGGGUCAGAAGGAGAAGGCGUUUUCGGCUUAUAAAACAUCUUUAGAACUUGAGCCAAAGCAACCUGAAUUACUCCUGAAAGUUUGUGAUAUUCUACUUCAUGGAGAUGUUGUGCUAGACCCUAACAGAACAAGGUACUGGUGUGAAUUAGCAGAAUCACAAUUUCCUUCCAACAAUACUGUUUUUCGUCUAAAAGAAAAAAUGGUUGAGGCACAAGAUGCUAAUCCUAUGGAGAUCAAAGAAUUAAUUCUCAAAGAACUUGCCUUAAAACCUUCUGAUCCAUUUCUUAGAGUGCGGUACCUACAACAUUUAUUGCAACAAAAUUUAAUUACUGAAGCUUUUGAUUAUGCACAAGAAAUAGAAUGUAAAAACGUAAACGCACUCAAUGAUAAUGUAAAAUGGUAUGAUACCUGUAUCGAAAUUUUGCAGAAAUACAAAAUAGAUAUGGUUCAAUCAAAAGUAACAAAUUGGAAAUUUUGGUUAUUCAAUAUAACCGUUCUUGAAAAACAGGCCAGCUUGGCUCUUUCUGAAGUACAUAACUAUAGAAAGAGCAUGGUGGACUGUGCCAAUGCACUAGUUGGACUGGAUCAAGGACUUAACGAAUUAUCGAAAUGUUCUUUAGCUUUAUGUGAAACACGUGAAUUAAGCUCAAAUUUAAUAGUACACUUUCAAGGUCAGCUUUGCUUUCAUCUUGCAACUUUUCUGUUUAAAAAAGCUAAAAAAGAUCAUAAUUUGUGGAAAGAAACUAUCAAGCAUUGCUCUCCAUUGCUACUGUUAGCUUUCCAUUUUGCUCCUCCAGAUUUACAAGAUAAUUGGUUGAGCCAUACUUCUGAAGCUAAUCGACAGAUUGUUCAAAAAUGGAAUCGUGAGGGAUCAUAUAGAUGUUCCCAAGCUGGUCACACAAUAUUGUCUUGCAUUACUGAAAAGAAAGGUAUAUUCAUGGAUAGAAUUUCUAAUUAUUGCUCAGGUUCAUGGAGAGAAAAACUUUAUAAGAUUAUAUUUUCCAAAAUAGAUCAUGUAAAUAAAAUGUCAUCAUCAUGUUUCGUUAAUAAUGAAGUUUUUAAAGAACCAAUGCUAACUUUUCCCAGUGCUAGCCAGUUGAAAAUUUAUGAUAAAGUAUCUCAAAGACAGUAUCCGAAUUCAUUACAUCAUUUGGUUUGGAUAGGCUUGGCAUAUCAGAAAAACUUAUGGGACUUGAAAUGCAACAUUUUUGAAGGUUUGCAAUAUUCAAUUAACAAUUUGGCCAAUUGCAAUGCAGAAUGUUUGAAUCAGUUGGACAUGGACACUUUUACAUACUGCACUGUUAUGUGUACAGGAACUCUGCAGGAAGAAAGUGUAAAAUCCGGCUAUAUUAGCUCAGAUAAGCCAUCAGUCUUGCCUGCUAAUAUCAUGGAACCACUUUGCACAGAACAACAAUCAAAAUGGUGGGCAGCUGCUUUUAAAUUAUACAAAAAUGAUACUCAACCGCAACUUGGAGAUUUGCGUAUUACAUUAACGAGGGGCAUAGAAGUUAUAAGAUGUGUUGGACAGCAUGGAUUGGAUGCAAAAUUAUUGUGUAAUCUUGCUCAUAUUUUUAGUGAACGUGUAAAAAAUGGUGCCCAAUCAGAGAGGCACUUUUUAGAAGCUCGAGUUGGCCUAUUUUAUUCAAGCGCAUAUCCUCUCCUUCAAAGGUUAAAAUCUCAGCAAGUGGUUUGUCCUGUUCAAAAUCGUUUAUUUAACUAUAAUCACAAAGAAUUAAAAAUUAGUGAAAUUAUUCACUUGAUUGAAGAAGUAAAAAUGUUCCAAGGUAUGCAGUUGAUGAAUGACGGAGAUCAUGAGAAAGCUUUGGAUACUUUUCAUGGCAUGAAAACUCCUUAUGCCAGUUUCCAGCAGGGUAUUAUAUACAAAAAACUUGCCGAAGAACAACUGAGUUCCACCAAAGAAAAUUUAACUAGUGAGAUGCGUUCAAAGCAUAUAAUAAUGCUGUCCAAAGCAAGAGAUUGUUUUCAUUUGACACUAGAUCGAUUAAGAGAAAGUAAAGUGAAUAAUCAUCCCUUGGAUGAAGUUCUGGCCUCUCACAUGGAGGAAGUUGAAGAACAGUUAUCCAGAAUAGAUCCUGAUACAUGUGGAAAUAGAAAUGAUUGUGAAAUCAUGUCAGAAGAUAAUAUUUCAUCAGUAGGUAGCCUUGGAGAAAACAUUCUUUUGAAUUUAACUAACAGUUGUAUGAAUAAUACUCAUAAUCAAAUGAUUUCAACACCAAAACAUAAAAGUAGAAACAUUUCUCAGUAUCUUUCUACAACCAAUUAUGAUAUCAAACGUACAGAGUCUAGACCUAGCCCUGAGCGGUUGGAUGCCCAGAUAAGAAAUUUGACAAUAAAACGUGAGCAUGAUAUGAAUUCUCUAAUGGAAAUAAUACAUCAAUUAGUUGAUGAAAUUAAAGAUUUGAAAUGUACUGUUGAUCAAGGAUCUAAAAAUCACAAAAAACUGAUUGAAGAAUUGAAAAGUGAGGUAUCUGAAUUAAAGAAAACAGUGAACAAAACAAAAGUGACACCUACGCCAAACUUAGAUGAGCAAGACUUUAGAUACCUGCUUGAGGAAGAACUUCAAAAUCAAGAAUAUAGUAUGUCAAAUUUAUAUCAAAACUACCCACCACAGCGAGUACCACCGAAUCCAAAUUUGAAUUAUUCUCCUCAUAUGUAUCAAAAUUCUGUUUAUCCAAUGUAUCCACCAUAUGCAACAGUACCAUAUGUAGAAAAUCAGCAAGUAGCUGAUCUUCGAAAUCAAGUUUUAAAUCAGCAAUUCAUGUAUAAUCAAGCAAUGUUUAAUAAGUUGAAUCAACCAGAUUCAUUAUCGAUGCUUCAAGCUAUGAAUUCUUUAUAUCCACAGAGUUCAACACAAGAUUUAGGUGGUCCCUUGCACAAUAAACCUGAAAUGAAUUUCUUGGAUCAGCAAAGUGGUGUGUCCUCUCAAACUUCCUCUCAAUCUCUUCAACCUUUAUCUCAACCGAGUCAAAGCAAUAUUAUGACAAAUACUAGCAUUGCUCCAGUGACAACACAAAUAAAUAAACCACAAUCUUUCAAAACUGCUCCAGCAAAUGUUGUUAUAUCCAAUUCAGAUCCUUUGCCAGCACAUACACUGACUUCGGUUCAAUCAACUUUAAGUGUCACUAUACCAGCUCAUCAUAUCAAAACCACUACAAUGCAAACAAAAGGAAUUCACAAUUAUCAAAUAGCUAUGCCAAAUAUUACAACAACUUCAACUCCAUCUAUUUAUGGUUUUACUGAUUUAGCAAAACAUACACCAGAAGCACCGAAACCAUUUUCAUCACCAUUUGAAUCAAGUGCGUCUUCCACCCCGAAAACGAUACUUUCAAAAACAAAUAGUACUAGUGACUCUUCCUUUGGCACUCCAAAUGCCCUAUUUUCUAGAUCUAAUAAAAAUACUUCUGGGGAUAUAUCAGCUUCUUCGUUCUUUUCUACAGCUGAUACUUUAGAUAUAAAUAAUUCAUCAACUAAUACAAUUGUUACAAAUACUUUAAAUAAAUCAUCAGACACUUCUUUAACUGAAAAGUAUGACCCCUUACCUGAUUUUAAACCAAUUAUUCCUUUACCUGAUGUUGUUGAAUUAAAAACUGGAGAAGAAGACGAAGAAGUUCUUUUCAAAGCAAGAUCUAAACUAUAUAGAUUUGUUGAUAAAGAGUGGAAGGAAAGAGGCAUUGGCGAAUUGAAAUUACUUAGUAAUAAAGCUACCAAAAAAGUGCGUGUUCUGAUGCGCCGUGAUCACACACACAAGGUAUGCGCUAAUCAUAUAAUAACCCAUGACAUGACUUUAAAUCCUGCCUUGAACGAAACUAAAGCUUACGUUUGGCAUGCUUCUGAUUUUGCUGAUGAGAAUGUUAUUCAUGAAAAGUUGUGUGCUAGAUUCAAGACUGAAGACAUUGCAAAAAUGUUUUAUACUGUUUUCGAAAAAGCUCGAUCUGCUUGCCAACCUGCGCAAGAUGUGACACAAGAAGUAACUAGUAGCACCACGACGGAAAGUGUUUCUACCUCGGCUUCGAUAUCUAAAGAUUCAGAUAAUACUGAGAAAAAUAAUAAAGUCAGUUUUGGCGGUUUUACCUUUAGCAGUACGCCCACAUUAAAAGAAAGCACUAAUAAAAAUUCAAAUCCCAAAUUGACCCUUUCACAGGAAACUAAAAAGGAAACGAUUAGCCCCUUUGCUAGUUUUUCGUUCGGAUCUACUUUGAGUAAACCAACAGAAAAGGACAAAUGCGCUGAAGAGUCCAAGUCGUUAGAAGACAAAUCAGAAUUGGCAAACGUUUCUAACGAUAACGUAGAAGAAUUUAUACCGACAGCAGAAUUUACGCCAGUUAUACCACUACCAGAAAAAGUUGCUGAACAAACUGGGGAAGAACAUGAGAAUGUUCUGUUUGAAGAACGGUCAAAAUUACUCCGCUAUGAUUCUGACACCAAAGAAUGGAAAGAAAGAGGCUUAGGAAACAUAAAAAUUUUGGUUGAUAAAAAUGACGAUCAGAAAGUUAGAUUAUUAAUGCGCAGAGAAAUCGUCUUAAAGGUUUGCUGUAAUCAUUUUAUCACUAAAGACAUAUUGUUUACGAGAAUGCCCUCAGAGAAGGUGAACUCUGUAACAUGGUCAGCAAACGAUUUUUCAGAAAACGAAAUGAAAGCUGAAGUCUUUGCUAUUAAGUUUAAAACUAAAGAGCUGUGUGAUAAAUUUUAUGAUACAGUCACGAAGGCCCAAAGUAAAUUGAAAGACAAAAAUACAACUGAAAAACUAAGUAAGCCUGUAGCAGGUUCAAAACAAGUUGGCUUUGGGGAUAUGUUCAAACCAAAACCAAAUUCUUGGACUUGUAAUUAUUGUUAUAUUAUUAACGAUAAGGGUCUGUACUGUAUAGCUUGCAAUUCUCCUAAAGAUGAUACUGUUCCAGCCAAAAAAGAUGAUACAUUGAGUAAUAAAAACGAAAAUUCUAGUUUCACUUUUGGAAUGCCAACUAAUAGUGCAAUAACAGCAAGUGAAAAGAAAAAUGAUAGUAUUAAGGGUAAAACAAAUGAAACUUCUACGUUUAUUUUUGGCAAUACAAACACACCAACAGUGCAGCCGCUUUCUAAAACUUCUGAGAAGAAAAAUGAAGUUCCUGUUGCCAAAACUGAAACAUCAUUCAAGCAAACUGGUUUUGGUGAUAUGUUCAAACCAAAGCCAAAUUCUUGGACUUGUAAAAGCUGCUACGUCAGUAAUGAUAAAGGGUUAUAUUGCGCAGCAUGUAAUUCUCCAAAAGAUGAUACGGUUCCGGCGAAAAAAGAAGAAUUAUUUGGAAGCAACAAAACAGAAGGCGCUGUAUUCAGUUUUGGAAUGCCUGCCACUACUGCACCAUCCAUGGUGUCUACUCCUUUAGCAUUUGGUAAAAAAACAACUUCAGAUUCGGCAAGAUUUUCUUUCGGCGUGCCAAAAGCGGAACAACCUUCCCAAGACCCUUCCUCAAAUGCUUUUAAAUUUGCAUCGCCAACGUCUACACCUGCCACUAGCUUUGUGUUUGGCGGUAAUUUGAAUGCUAGCUCAAGCGAUACUAAGGCUUCAGGCGACACUGUGAAAAGCUUAACAACACCUUCAGGAAAGUUUGAGUUUGUUUUUACUCCUAAAUCACCCAAAGGAAAAUCCCCAUCGAAAAAUGUUUCAAAGGGCGAAACUGAUAGUGCAGGGGAAGAAGAUUAUGUUUCGGAUAAUGAGGACGAUAACAUACAUUUUGAGCCUGUGAUACCUCUUCCGGAAAAGGUUGAUGUUAUUACUGGCGAAGAGAAUGAAGAAGUAUUAUAUUGCCAUCGAGCUAAACUCUUUCGAUUCGUUGACCAUGAAUGGAAGGAAAGGGGUAUUGGUGAUAUAAAAAUUCUAAAGAAUAAUGUAACCAAAAAAAUCAGAGUUCUUAUGAGACGCAGUCAAAUUUUGAAGAUUUGUCUCAACCAUAUUCUCACACCUGAUAUUGAAUAUAAUCCAAAGGACAAUAAAACUUGGCUUUUCACAGCCAAUGACUUUAGUGAGGAAGUUUAUUCAGUUCAACAGUUCUGCAUACGUUUUAAAACUGAAGAAAUUGCAAAGAAUUUUAAGAAAGCUAUUGACGAAGCUCAGGCAUCUUUACAAGGAAGUUUGGAUGUAACAUUAGAUACCUCAAAUGAUGAUAGUGAUGUGGAAAUAACAUUUGAAACUACAGUCACAGAAGAAGAAAAGAAUUUAGCUCGGAAGUAUCUUUUACCUGAUAAUUUUUAUGCUUAUAAAUAUAGAGAUGAUUGUAAAGGCUGUAGAGGUUGCCGAUCUGAUGACUACGAUUUUGCCAAGAAAGAAUCGUCAAAAGAAUCCAAAAGCACAAGUAAUGCAGAAAAUGUUCAACCUACAUCUAGUGCUACUGGUACUGAAAUUGAUACUCUCACAAACAAAUUUAGUUUAACCUCUAGUAUACUUGGACAAGAUAAGACUAGUAAAGCAGCAGCAAAUAACUUUAAUUUUAGUUUUACUCAAUCUCAGUCCGAUACUUCCAAAAAUAAAGUCGAUUUGUCUCAAAAUAUAUUUGCACCUAAGUCAUCUGAACUACAAAAAUCUAUGUUCAGCAGUGGAUUUACAUCAGAAAACUCGGAUAGUGACUCUUCUCAAAAACCAUUUCAGAGCAUAUUUGGUGGAAAUACUCAAAACAUUACAAGCAGUAAUGAUAUUUUCAAAACAUCAAAUCAAAGUAGUCAAUCUAUAUUUGGUGGCAAUAAAAAUUCAUUUUCCUUUGCAUCCCAAAACACAAACCAAAGCAACGAGCAAAAUAGGGUUAUCAAACCCUCUCAAUUUGGUCAAUCUAUAUUUGGUAAUAAAACUGUGGAAAAUCAACAGGUUGAUAAAAAGCAAGAUAACCCUUUCCUAUCAAAUAAAAGUAUUUUUGGUAAUUCUUCGACAGAAACAAAUUUAGUGAAACCAAUAGACAAAAAGGAUGAUCAGAAAACCACUUCUGUUCCUGCAAAUAAGCCUUUCUUUUCAAAUAGCAUAUUUGGUAGUUUUGGAGGUCCAAACAGUAACAAGAUUUCCACUGAUAACAGUAAAGGUGUUUUUGGUUCAGUAGGUUUAUCAAAAAUCGAAAUUAAAGAUGAUGUUCCUAUGUUCAAAUUUGACUCAGACUUGAGUUUUACUAACAUAGCUUCAGCGACGCAGAAACCUGCUUUUGCACAAGGUGACAGUAACUUUUCCUUUGCGGGUGCUGGAACACCUCUUUUCUCUUCUCUGAAAAAAACAAAUUCACCAAAUAUAUCGCUAAAUAGUUCAGCGAAAGACAAGAGUGAUGAUGAAAACCAAGAUGAAAGCGCUGUUAAUGAAGAAGAUUAUGAUCCUCAUUAUGAUCCAAUAAUUGAACUACCAGAUACCAUUGUAGUAAGCACCGGAGAGGAAGAUGAGACAAAAUUGUUCUGCCAAAGAGCAAAACUAUAUAGAUACGAUACAGAUUCUAAAGAAUGGAAAGAACGAGGCGUUGGUGAAUUGAAAAUACUACAUCACCCAACUGCUAAUACAUAUAGAUUGCUACUUCGAAGGGAACAGGUUCAUAAAUUAGUUUUGAAUCAAUUGCUGACAAAAGAUUUCGUAUUGAACACCUUGAACCUGUCUGAUAGAGCGUUCUGCUGGGGGGGUAUAAAUCAUGCAGAGCAGCCAGGAACAGAGGAAAAGUUGGCUGCAAGAUUCAAAAACCCCGAUCUUGCCAUGGAAUUCAAAAAUUUAGUUGAUUCCAUAAUAAGUAAUCUUAAUACAAAUACUGAAAGUUCUCAGUUAGAUGAUGAAUACAAUGAUGAUGAAAAUGUUGAUGAAUAUGAAGAUGACGAUGAGGAUGAGGAAAGAUCAGUGAUGUUUCAUAGAAAUGCUGUAUUGAUGGGUAGUACACCAAAGGCAAAACAGUUCUCAGAAAUUGGAAGGGGAGCAUUACAAAUAGUAUAUGAUUCUGAUUUAUUUGGUGCCAGAAUCAAAUUUUAUUCCGAUGAUGGAGAGUGUCUUUCUAAUACAAUUAUUGCCCUUAAUACAACAGUGACGAUAUCAGAAACCGAAUGUACAUGGAGUGCUAUGGAUUAUUAUUCAGAAAUGCCAGAACAGAAACUAUUAAAAGCAUGCUUUGAAUCAAUAGAUGAUGCUGAAGAGUUCUUCACCACCUUCAAAGAAGGUGUUAGUUUUGCUCAAGAAGCAGAUAUUGUAGAUUCAUUUCAAAAUUCAACAUAAACUAUAUAAUUUAUAUUGAAAAAAAUCAAAAUAUUUUUUAUAAGACUUUUCAAAAAUUGUUUCAUAAGCAAUAUAAAUUAUUUUUGUUUGUAAAUUAUUGUUCAUUUUACAAAAGUAUUUGUAAUUUAGGUCAUAGAUUUGUUUUAUGUAGUUAAUUGUUUUUUUAAUAAAAUAUAGUACUUUUAAAU